AUGCUACUUGUUUUCUUCGAUGCGUUCACUAAAUGGAUUGAACUGAUCCCUCUACGCAAAGCAACCUCAGCGUCUCUAAUUCGAGCCUUCCGUGAACGAGGUAUUGGAGUAGAGCUCCAGUAUACAGCACCCUACUGCCCUCGCGAAAAUCCCACUGAAAGGGCGAACCGCACAAUCAAGACGAUGAUCUCGCAGUAUCUAGGCGACCAGCAAAACACAUGGGACACUCUCAGCCCCGAAAUCACUCUUGCAUUGAACUCUAGUGUCUCCGACUCGACGGGAUACAGCCCGGCAUUCCUGCUACAAGGCAGAGAGCCGCGGUUACCCAAAACUUGGUACGAACAAGUCACCCCGGGAACGGGAACUGCACCACAGACGCCCACACAGAGAGCCGACCACUUACGAGAGAUCUACAGCAUCGUCCAGGGGAACAUACAGAGAGCAAGCAAAGAUCAGGGUCGCCAGUACAAUCUCCGCCGCAGGGAAUGGCGUCCGGUCCUAGGAUCCUUUGUUUUGGUGCGACAACACCACCUUUCAAAGGCUUCCGAAGGAUUCGCGGCGAAGUUAGCGCCGAAGUUUGAUGGACCAUAUAAAGUUGUGGCCUUCACCUCUCCCAAUAUCGUAUCAGCGAAUCCGAAGAUGACAACCACGAAGACGCAAGCGGCCCGUGCCUACCUAUUCCAGCCGAAGAAGAUGAGGCGACGACGCCAAGUAUCAACGGGGGGUGAUUAUAAGCAUAAACCAACAAACUAUUGUUAG
Messenger RNA from Drosophila ficusphila, 759 nucleotides. RefSeq lists its product as uncharacterized. The record is from RefSeq and is a predicted model, not a curated record. Gene Ontology annotation, molecular function: nucleic acid binding. Lineage: Eukaryota; Metazoa; Arthropoda; Insecta; Diptera; Drosophilidae. Bases 1 to 759 code for a protein of 252 amino acids. The transcript has 3 exons.